Acytostelium subglobosum LB1 is the source of this 2349-nucleotide messenger RNA. RefSeq lists its product as hypothetical. Gene Ontology annotation, molecular function: phosphatase activity. The coding region runs from base 1 to 2349 and encodes 782 amino acids. The record is from RefSeq and is a predicted model, not a curated record. Lineage: Eukaryota; Evosea; Eumycetozoa; Acytosteliales; Acytosteliaceae. Gene Ontology annotation, biological process: phosphatidylinositol dephosphorylation. The transcript has 2 exons.
AUGCAACCCAAUAGGUUGAGGGCAUCAACUGUCUCUACCAAGUUACAUACUCGAUCAAAGACUCAACCAGACAGCAAUGAUAUAACAAACAACAACAAUGUCAACAACAACAACAUCAACAAUAACAACAAUAACAAUAAGCUUCACUUGGAGAACUACUACAAAGUACUAAAGAAGAAUGUGUUGGACUUUAGAUUCGAGUUCAUCGUCUCUCUAAAGAAGAAUGAGAAGGUCAGGACAUUAUUAGUCAAUCUCAAGGACAGAUUCAUAGAGUUGAUCAAGAUGUCCAAGAAGAAUAUACACAAGAAACGAAGUAGCAAGAAGUAUUACAUUGAGGAUAUCAUAAAGGUGGUCAAGGAUCGCAAUGAUAGUAGAUUGAUCACAUUCAGUGUGAACAAGGCUGGCACAAGUCCAAAGAAAGAGAGGCACAAGGAUAAGAUCAAGGACAAGACAAAGGACAUCAAGAAGAGAGAGAAGCAAGAGAGAAAGGAGAGGGAGAGGAAGGAGAAGGAGGACAAAGAUAAGAUCAAGGGCAAGGGUAUCAGGAAGAGCAAAGAUAAAGACAAGGACAAGGAGAAGGAGAAGGAUAAGGAGAAGGAUAAUGAGAAGGAUAAUGAGAAGGAGAAGGAAUUCAAUGCAACAUUCAUCAAUAGCGAGAGACGUGAAUGCUUCUUUGAACUGAUAUGGCUGUCGAGAUCUAAUGUUGGCAGUGACAAUAUAACGAUACCAGAGAAGGAGGAGAGGACACCUUAUGAUGCUGUCUCACUCUUUGUCGGAACAUGGAAUGUUGGCGACGCCCCACCUCCAACACCAACAUCAACAUCCGCGGGCGUCGACGGUGGACUCAGCAAGUGGAUACCAAACAAUGGACAGUACGACAUCUAUGCUAUUGGAGUACAGGAGUGCGAGUAUGAAGUGACGUCAUCGACGCCAGUCGAAUGCGAGACACAUUGGUUCACCACUCUUGCCAAUCACAUUGGCACAGGCUACAUACGUCUCGAGUCGAUCAGUUUGGUCAAGAUGCGUCUGAUCAUAUUCGUCAAGAAGGAGCACUAUAACAAGAUCUGUCACGUCGAGAAGGAGACGGUGGCCACAGGCAUUGGUGGAAUAUACGGCAACAAGGGCGCGACUGCCAUCUCAUUCCAGUUCUUUGAGACCAGCUUUUGCUUCAUCAACUCACAUUUUGCAGCACAUCAAGAGAAGACUGAUCAGCGCAAUCAGAACUACCGCGACAUUGUCAAGAAUGUAGAGUUGGGCAACAAGGACAUUGAUGUACUCAAUCAGUUCCAUCACGUCUUUUGGAUGGGCGAUCUCAACUACCGCGUGGACCUCUUCCGCGAGGAGGUGCUAUUGCUGAUCAGCAAGGGUAACACGACAAAGCUGUUGGCUAACGACCAGCUGGCCAAGCAGAAACAGCUGGAAAAGGUGUUCAUUGGAUUCAAGGAGGCGCCCAUCCCCUUCCUCCCAACAUACCGCAUGUCCCGUGGCCAGAUGGCCGUGUACACGGAGGAGAAGCAGCGUGUGCCAAGCUGGUGCGACAGGGUGUUGCACAAGUCACUGCCCUACAGCCAACCGAUCACAUGUGUACAGUACAACUCGGCGCCAGAGAUACAGACGAGUGAUCACACGCCAGUGUAUGGUGUGUAUCACGCAUUCAUUCAGCGGCCAUGUCUGCCUGUGCCCCAGUCACUCAUACAGCCGCUCAAGAUAUACUUGACAGACUUGCGCGCCGAGAACCUCGAGCUUAACGACGAGGACGUGGCGCCAUCCGCAUUCCUCGCCAUCAACACCAGCGCAUUCGUGGAGCAGGCGUUUGAGACCACGCCGCAGAGCAAGCGCACCAAUCCAGUAUGGGGCGACAUGCCACCCAUCGUACCAGGCAUCCACAAACGAUCCUAUCUCGAGAAUCAGCACCUGUUUGUCACGAUCUACGACGAGGACGACUCGAACAAGCGACUGGGCCACGCAACAAUCCCGCUGGGCUGUGGCUUUGGCGACGAGCCCUACAGCUUCAAGACCAGGAUCACAAAGUAUGGAUUGAUCGCUGGACUACUAUAUGGCAAGAUAUAUAUUUGUUAUGAUAGUCCGUCCACGCCGCCACUAGGCGGUGCAGCGGCAAUCAGUUCAACAGGUGAUAUUAUAGACUAUCCAAUCACAUCAACAUCAACUACUACUACAACUACUACAACGACAACACCAACACCAAGUAUAACAACAACAAAUAGUAAUAAUAAUACUGUUGCUGGCGAAGGCGAUGUGGACAGCAACAACAACAACAACAACGAUGAUGAUGACGCACCAACUAGAUCAGCCCUGAGAAGAUCAAGGUCCUUCAGGAAGAGUGUCUAA